UCGUCGGCGCGUUCAGUUGUGUGUGGUGGCAGCUGCUUUGCUGUUGCGCUCGUUAAAUCGCUCGUCUUCUCGCCGUCUCUAUAUCUCUCUCUGUAUGUGUGUGUGUGUUGCUGCCGCAUGCAACAGUUGUGUCAAUGUAAACAGAAGUGUGCUGCAGUGCAAAGUUCGCUGCCUCAGUCAUUUGUUAUUGGCAAAGAAUAAAAAAGUCAGUUUGUGAAUAUGCAAAUGCAAAUGUUAAUUUGACAAUUUUUGCUAAAAUUGUGAAUGCCGUCGGCGAUCGUCAGUUGUGUUGUUACGCCUACCUGAGCGCGCUGUCGUCGUCGUCGUCUGUCAUCAUCAUCCCCAACAAGCUAGAAUCCUGCCGAGUCGAGCAAACACACAACACAACAAAGGGCAGCAACAAUCAACAACGCGACGUCGCAUCCGUUUCCGGCUCUUUGUCUGCUGUCCGCUUGCUGCUGAUAUGCGUUAUUUGAUUAUUCUACAACGUUUUCAUGAAUGAAUUUUGACUGUGUCUCUGUGUGUGUGUGUUUGUGUUUGGUUGUGCGUCAUGUUCAUGUCCAGCAGUGUCAACUAAAUGUGCAUUGUUGUUGUUUUAGUUCUGAGCUAGACACCGACCCAGGCUCAGCCAGUGCACCGUAAAGAUCUUAAUCGCAUUUUAAAUAAGCACUUACGUUCUGGAGCAGAAACCGUUUCUCAGGUAGACAAUAGACAUUGGGCCAAGUUAAUACGGUUCUGUUUGUCACACUCGCUGAUAAAUUGCCGCGCAUCAACAACAAAACUUUGCUGUUUAAGUUUCGCACCCUGAUAACUUCGAAAUCGACCGACAAAACAAACAGAUCACUGUCAUCGGAAUGAGUGUAUCCUCGUCGUCUGCUCUGCUUGACAGAAUGUGGCCCAAACUGAGUUGUUUGCUCCUGCUGCUCUUGGUGCUGCUGCCGCUUGCAACGGCCAAUGAACUUAAGGAUCUCCUCGAGGAUUCCACAACAACAACAACAACUACAACCACAGUGAAAACAACAACGACAACUUCAACGACGACCACGCCCAGUGCUUAUGUUAUAUCAGCUGCUGCUGUGCCCGCCUACAAUGCAGCCACGCCCAGCAAACUCAAGUCGAAGCUGCCCGGCAGCAAGUACUUCAACAAGAGCUCACCCAAGAAGCGAAAGGCCGAGGAGGUGUCCUCGCUGCCGCUGCCCAUCGACUCCGAUGGCCAGCUGGAAUGGAAGUGUCCCAACAUAUCGGGCACUCGCAAUGCAGACCUCGAGUGUGGCUGCGAUUUGCCGCACACGCUGCGCUGCAACAUCGAUCUGCACGGGUUGCAGUUACUCGCCGAUCGCCUGCGCAGCUCACCUUAUUCCAUCUCUCUGCUCGACUGUUCGUUGCGCAAUGUCACCUUUCUGAGUGAUGCCAAGAUCUUUGAUGGCAUCUCGCUACAUGGUCUGGUCAUCUCCUCUGGCGAGAUCAAGCGUGUGCACAAGUCUGCCUUUCUGGGCAUCAAAGGACCGCUGCAGGCUUUGGGUUUGCCCGGCAAUGCGCUGCUCAGCGUGCCCUGGAAUGCGCUUUCCACUCUGGGCGCCUUGGAGCGUCUGGAUUUGGCCAACAAUAAGAUUAAGGCGCUGGGCACCGCAGACUUUGUGAGCCUGGGUAAUCUGGUGUAUCUGGAGUUGAGCAACAAUCAAAUCUCCAGCAUUUCUCAGCGCACUUUCAGCGGUCUGCGCAAGCUCGAGGUGCUUAAGUUGGGUGGCAAUCGCCUAGGUGAUUAUCCACAGAGUCUGAAGGCCUUGAGUCAGUGUCUCGCGUUGCGUCAACUCGAUCUCACGGCCAACAAUUUGAAUGGACCGCUGAGCGAGCAAACGUUGCCGGUGCUGCGCAAUCUUGAGAAUCUGAAUCUCAAUCGCAACAUGAUCAAGAGCAUUCAGAACAAAGCCUUAGCCAAUUUCUCGCGACUCGUGAGUCUUUCGCUGCGUCACAAUCAGGUCGAUGUGCUGCAGGAUCAUGCCUUCUAUGGACUGGGAGCACUGGACACUCUGGAUCUGAGUUACAAUGGCAUUGUGGCCAUUUCGAGUGCCUCGUUGCAGCAUCUGACGCGUCUCACUGUCUUGGAUCUGACGCACAACUUUCUGCGCGCCUUGACCUCGGAUCUGAUAGCACCGUUGCCUUCAUUGCGUGAACUGCGACUGGAUGGCAACGAUAUCUCCAUUGUGGCCAGGAAUGCCAUGGAUCGGGCGCAUGAACUGCAGAGCCUGCAGAUGCAAGACAAUCCUUUGUCCUGUGACUGCAGUAUUCGCCCCUUUGCCGAGUGGUUGCAGGUUUCUAAACUCUCCUCCAGCUUGAGUGCUUCCUGUGUGACGCCACCGCGUUUGGAGGGUGCUCCGCUGCUGCAGGUGCCGGUGGAGACGUUGACCUGCGAUAUGGACAAUGUGGAGAAGGACAAUGUAAACAUUAUGGAGCACCUCGAGACGCUGGCCAAACCCAAUCAGACGACGUCUCACGUCAAAGAUUUGUCUGAAGAGAUUAUUCUACAUGAGUUGCACUAUUCGGCUGAUUAUGGACUUAUACUCACCUGGCUGCUGAAUCUGAGCAAAAAGGAUUACAUGUGCGAUGCCAUCUUUGUCUACAAGGAAGAGAACAUCAACGAGAUUCUCAUCGAUAACUCACCGAUUCACUGCGAGAGCAAGGUCGUCAAUGGACAGAACACUGUGAGCGUCAUUGUGCCCGACAGCUCCUCACUAGACAUAGGCGAAAGCUACCGUUUCUGUCUGGUCAUGGUUCAAGAGCAGAAACCCAAGGAAGAGCUCAACAUUGGCUGUUCCAACAUCACGCAGCUGCAACUUAGCAGUCCUGGCUCCAUGCCCGCGUUGCGUCAGCACCAACGACGUCCCUACUACACGCCCCAUGAGCUGGAGGCAGAGCAUGCCGCUGGCGAGGAUUAUCCGCUGAACAAGCGACAGUUCAACAGCAUUGUGGGCAGUCAACAGCAGACCCAUCCACAGCCCGUGGCACCAACAUUGCUGCACAACUACGAUGUCAUCGACUCGCUGAACAAGAGCUUUCUGCCUGGCCUGGGACUGGGCAUCUUGGUCACCUCGGUUGUCGUGUUGAUUUGGGGUGCCACGCGCAUAAGACGUAGUGUGGGAGGAGGGGGAAAUGGAGGCGAUGCUAGUCUGAGUAGCAACAGCAGCAGCAUGCACAACAACAACAACAAUUGCAGCGGCAACAGCCGACCUGGCACGCCCACAGCAACCACUUGCUAUGCCGCCUCCGAUCACAUUGCUCGACUGGCGGAUGCCGAGAAUGGAACGCGGUACCUUAAGCUGCAGGCAACGACGAGUCUUUGAAGAGAGAGAAAUUGCGAGAGCAUCUACAACCCAAUCCUCGAACUGGGAUCUUGUGAUAGCGCAAGCAUCAUCAUCAUGCAUUAUGCUUGUGCCGAAUACUUUAGAUAUAUACAACUAUAAUACUAUAUAUAUUUACUAUAUAGACGAGCUGUAGUUAGGGUUCCUGCACUAAUCCAAAUACUUGGCCUAACACUUACCAAAUUGUGCCAUAAACUAACUCACUAAAUUUAUUCAGGAAUUGCAAAAUUUGCUGCAUUAUUUACGAAGCUACAUAAAUAAUUUCUUGACAUACUAUAUAUCUAUAUCUAUGUUACUUUUAUGGGUAAUACUAUUCUAAUAUAUUACCUAACUUUUGUGCAUUCCAAAAUUUUGAAUAUUGAAACUGUUUUUUGAAUUACCUACGAGAUUUUCGAGAAAUGAGAUGUUAGGGUACUGCAAAUAGAAAUAUUUUAU
Messenger RNA from Drosophila albomicans, 3794 nucleotides. RefSeq names its product slit homolog 1 protein (gene Lrt). NCBI's taxonomy places the organism in Eukaryota, Metazoa, Arthropoda, Insecta, Diptera, Drosophilidae. Gene Ontology annotation, molecular function: protein binding. Bases 855 to 3341 code for a protein of 828 amino acids. The transcript is spliced from 6 exons. The record is from RefSeq and is a predicted model, not a curated record.